UAUGUUGUAUAUGUAAAUCCUAGAUGUGAAAAUAGGCAUAAUUCAUCCUAAAAGGGUAUAAAGAAUAGAUAGGCGGAAAUCCAAUAUCUAUUCAAAAAAAAAAAAGAACAAUGGCCAAUUAGAUCGAAAUAAUGAAUCAUAAAUGGAGUUCGGGUUCGAAUUCUAUAGAUAAUAGAAUCUAAUACGGAUGGUUUUUCUAUAAUGAUAGAGAAAUGAAAGAGACUUACUCGUGAUUUCAUGUACUUAAUAUUUCUUUUGAAAAAAAGAAGGAUUGGCUGAACUUGAAAAUUGACUCAUUGAAUGAGUAAUUGAAUGAGUAAACGAUUGAAUCGUAUUCGGUUGGGUGGUACCAACUAAAUCAAGUGCUAACUCCCAUUUAUUUCUUAUUGAAUUAACCGAUCAACUUGCUAUCGGACAUUUAUUUUCGACUUGGCAUGGCACUAUUCAAAAAAACUUUCGACAUACUUUACUUUAAUUAUAAUUAUGAGAAUCAAUCCUACCCCUUCUAGUCCUGCGGUUUCCACACUUGAAGAACAAAACCUAGGGCGUAUCGCUCAAAUUAUUGGCCCAGUACUGGAUGUUGUUUUUCCUCCGGGCAAGAUGCCUAAUAUUUAUAACGCUUUGGUAGUUAAGGGUCGAGAUACUAUUGGUCAGCAAAUUAAUGUGACUUGUGAGGUACAACAAUUAUUAGGAAAUAAUCGAGUUAGAGCUGUAGCUAUGAGUGCUACAGAUGGACUGAUGAGAGGAAUGGAAGUGAUUGACACGGGAGCUCCUCUAAGCGUUCCAGUCGGUGGAGCUACCCUCGGACGAAUUUUCAACGUUCUUGGGGAGCCUGUUGAUAAUUUAGGUCCUGUAGAUACUAGCACAACAUCUCCUAUUCAUAGACCUGCACCUGCCUUUAUACAGUUAGAGACGAAAUUAUCAAUCUUUGAAACAGGAAUUAAAGUAGUGGAUCUUUUAGCUCCUUAUCGCCGUGGAGGAAAAAUCGGACUAUUUGGAGGAGCUGGAGUAGGUAAAACAGUACUCAUCAUGGAAUUGAUCAACAACAUUGCCAAAGCUCAUGGAGGCGUAUCUGUAUUUGGCGGAGUAGGCGAACGUACUCGUGAAGGAAAUGAUCUUUACAUGGAAAUGAAAGAAUCCGGAGUAAUUAAUGAAAAAAAUAUUGCAGAAUCAAAAGUAGCUCUAGUCUACGGUCAAAUGAAUGAACCGCCGGGAGCUCGUAUGAGAGUUGGUUUGACUGCCCUAACUAUGGCGGAAUAUUUCCGGGAUGUUAAUGAACAAGACGUACUUCUAUUCAUCGACAAUAUCUUUCGUUUCGUCCAAGCAGGAUCAGAAGUAUCCGCCUUAUUGGGGAGAAUGCCUUCUGCAGUGGGUUAUCAACCUACCCUUAGUACAGAAAUGGGUUCUUUGCAAGAAAGAAUUACUUCUACCAAAGAGGGAUCUAUAACUUCGAUCCAAGCCGUUUAUGUACCUGCGGACGAUUUGACCGACCCUGCUCCUGCCACGACAUUUGCACAUUUAGAUGCUACUACCGUAUUAUCGAGAGGAUUAGCUGCCAAAGGUAUUUAUCCAGCAGUGGAUCCUUUAGAUUCAACGUCAACUAUGUUACAACCUCGGAUCGUUGGCGAGGAACAUUAUGAAACUGCGCAAAGAGUUAAGCAAACUUCACAACGUUACAAAGAACUUCAGGACAUUAUAGCUAUUCUUGGGUUGGACGAAUUAUCCGAAGAAGAUCGUUUAACUGUAGCAAGAGCACGAAAAAUCGAGCGUUUCUUAUCACAACCCUUCUUCGUGGCAGAAGUAUUUACUGGUUCUCCAGGAAAAUAUGUUGGUCUUGCAGAAACAAUUAGGGGGUUUCAACUGAUCCUUUCCGGAGAAUUAGACAGUCUUCCCGAGCAGGCCUUUUAUUUAGUAGGUAACAUCGAUGAAGCUACCGCGAAAGCUAUGAACUUAGAAGAGGAGAAAGUGAAAGAAAUAAUUUUAUCUACUAAUAGUGGCCAAAUUGGCGUAUUACCAAACCACGCCCCUAUUGCCACGGCUGUAGAUAUAGGUCUUUUGAGAAUACGCCUCAACAACGACCAAUGGUUAACGGUGGCUCUGAUGGGUGGUUUCGCUAGAAUAGGUAAUAAUGAAAUCACCAUUUUAGGAAAUGAUGCGGAAAUAAGUACUGACAUUGAUCCGCAAGAAGCUCAACAAGCUCUUGAAAUAGCUGAAGCUAACUUGAGUAGAGCUGAGGGUAAGAGACAAGCAAUUGAAGCGAAUCUAGCUCUCAGACGAGCUAGGACACGAGUAGAGGCUGUCAAUGUUAUUUCCUACUAGUCAAGUCAAUACAUCAAAAUAAUAAAGAGAAGUUUUUAAAAAGUUCUUUAUUAUACACCACAUGUUGAUUCUGCCAAUUGAACACAAUCAAGUCUAAUCUGAUAAAACAAAAAAAGAAGAUGGGGUAGAAAAACUUAUUAGAUAUCAUUUCAUCGACUCCGGUAUCUAAUAAGUUCUACCUACUAUUGGAUUUGAACCAAUGACUCCCGCCGUAUGAAAGCAAUACUCUAACCACUGAGUUAAGUAGGUCAUUUAUCACCACAAAAAGAACCCAUCACUUCGGGGAUUAUAGGUGGAAUAUUAUUUCUAAGCAAUACUAAUCUGUUCUGUUAAGCGUAAAUAAAUCUGUUCUGUUAAGCGUAAAUAAAAUAAAUAGAUCAGAGAGCUAUGAUGUGGAUUAUGGAAUAUCCAUCUUGACAAGAAAUUAUCUAUAUGUUAAGAUGUCUAUGACAAGGGCUAUAGCUCAGUUGGUAGAGCACCUCGUUUACACGCGCGCCAAUGCUUUUCAAAGGAGCCUAUUAUGCAAUGAACAUAAUUGAUCGUAUUGAGAAAUCGAUGUCUUACUCCAUAGGUUCGAGGGAACAAGAGAACAAUAGCCUGACAAAUAUUUGGUUCGGUCCGAUUCAGGCGCGAAUUCAGUUGCCAAAUCAAAUAGAACCCGCCAUUGAUUUGAUAGUUGAUAAGGUAAAUACCCAGCCCAUUCAAUGCUAGGCAUAAUGAGUAUAAGGGCCUCAAAAUAACCUCUUUUCGUCCUAUGAACUUUAAGGUGUAUGAAGUCUCAUAUUCGACUGUUGCAGCGGAGCGAUAGAGAUUCCAUUUAACUUAGGUUGAUCUAGGCCGAAGGCAGACCUAAGUCAAGAUAACCCUUCUUUGAAACACUUUGGUAUUGCUCCUAGAUCAGAAUACAAAUAAUAAAUCAGAGCACAUGGAACCAUCUCAUUAUCUUCCUCUAAAGAAAAAAUAUGGUGGACUAACUGAUCUUUACAUCAGUUGAUGAAAGAGCCCAAUGCAACAAAAUGCAUGUUGGGUCUUUGAAACAGUUCGAAUCAUUUCGAUAAUAAUCAGUUUGAUCUGUUUUACCGAGAAGGUCUACGGUUCGAGUCCGUAUAGCCCUA
Molecule: messenger RNA, 3434 nt
Organism: Musa acuminata AAA Group (dessert banana)
Lineage: Eukaryota; Viridiplantae; Streptophyta; Magnoliopsida; Zingiberales; Musaceae
Product: ATP synthase subunit beta, chloroplastic-like
Exons: 2
Coding region: 484-2319 (611 amino acids)
Biological process (GO): proton transmembrane transport; proton motive force-driven ATP synthesis
Cellular component (GO): chloroplast thylakoid membrane
Molecular function (GO): ATP binding; ATP hydrolysis activity; proton-transporting ATP synthase activity, rotational mechanism
Source: RefSeq, a predicted model, not a curated record